Molecule: messenger RNA, 7659 nt
Organism: Neospora caninum
Lineage: Eukaryota; Apicomplexa; Conoidasida; Eucoccidiorida; Sarcocystidae
Exons: 22
Coding region: 1-7659 (2552 amino acids)
Cellular component (GO): intracellular anatomical structure
Molecular function (GO): ATP binding; RNA binding
Source: RefSeq, a predicted model, not a curated record
AUGUCGAAGCCGUCAAAGGCGGGCGGCAAAGAGGGAAGCGGCUCCUCAGAGGCCGCGAAGGACGCGAGCAAGAAGGGGAGAAAGGGCGAAAAGGAUGCCGGUCCAAAGAAAGAAGAAGGAAAAAACGCGUCUGCCAGUGCAUCCAAACAUGACAAAAAAGGAAAGAAAAAAGGCGACGCGGAGCCUUCAGCUGCCGGCGACAAACGCCUCGACACUUCUGAGCCUCUUCCUCCCGGGCACAUUGAAUUGAAACCCUUUCAACGAAUGCCCAAGCAGCUUCUUCACAAUUACUGCCAGAAACACAAGCUGCCGAAGCCGCGCUUCGAGCAGAAACGGGCGAAUGCACCCGGGCACUUUCGAUCCGAAUGCGUCAUGCCGCAUGCAAAGGACGCUUCCAAGACGAUGCGGUUUUUAACAGAGCAAGACUGGGAGUUCAAGACUCACAGCGAACACUUCUCUGCUCUCCUGGCCCUGCACUUCCUUGAGCCCACACGACCCUACGAGAAACUUUUCCCUUCCCCGUUCCGUGAGGCAUGGCUAGCUCUUGCUCCCGCCCCAGCCCCCGCCAGUGAAAAACAGGCGCCGAACCGACGAUUGCCCGUUGCGUCUGCCUCUUCUUCCUCGUCCUCUUCCUCUUCUUCUUCGUCUUCUCUGUCGACUUCUGUGCCGAAACAAGGCCUUCGUGAGAAGAAAGACGUCCCUUCACAGCCAGCGGCACCUGCCUCUCCGACUCGCCCCCCUUCCUCUUCUUCCUGUUCUUCCUCCUCUUCUCCCUCUUUUUCUUCCUCCUCUUCUCCCUCUUUUUCUUCCUCUCCUGCUUCCUCUUCUUCUGCUUCUCCUGCUUCCUCCUCCUCUUCCUCUCCUGCUUCCUCUUCUUCCGCGUCUUUUUCUGCGCCGACGUUUUCGAUCAGCAGCGCGCGGCAGUUUGCGUCGGAGUAUCACCGAAAACAAGAGGCGCACGCCCAGCGUUGCGCGCGCGCACAGAGGGAGAAGAAGCGAGAGCUCGCGCAAAAGCAAAAAGAGAGUCAAGACCCUACAGUCUUUAUGGCGUCUGCAGUCCGCUGUGCCGUGCGAACGGUUCUCCUCAAGGCUCUUCGUCGACUCGCCCUCACGGCGUCUGCCUCCUCGACUUUUCCCUCUCUCUCCGCUUCCUUCCCCUGCGACAGCGUCGCGCAAAAGAGCCCGCCUCAGGUUUUCCCGCCUCUUUGGCACAGCCUCGAAUGGAGAGGGAAGUGUCGAGCGCUGCUCCUCGCUCCGGCGAAGUCGCCCUCGCCGCCCGCUCUCGCGGCGGGGCUCACCAGCCAGUUUUUAGGCGCCCUCACAGCGCAGGGAUUCCCUGAGGAUCGGGCGCGCCUCGCGGUAGACGCCUUUGCAUGCGUUCUGUGCGCCGAGGCAGGCGACGCCGGACCGACACAGGAAAGAGGGGAGAGACAAACUUCGCAAGUCUUCAGCGAGGCUCUGGAGUCCCUCGUCGACUUCAUCUGUCUCAACGAAGAGCGGGAAGACGCGCUGCCGCGCGCCUUCGAUCCCCGUGGAAAGCAAAUCGAGGUCCACGUCUUUUCAAAAGAUUCCCCGAAGGUCGAAGACGAAGAAGACUCAGACGAAGCGAGCGCCGGAGAGAGAGAAGAGUGGCUACGGGAGUGGAAGGCUGCCACGAACGGGCUGAGAGGGGACGUGAGAGAAGAGUCAAGAAGGAAAGGCGACGCGGACAGCGACUCGUCGAUGGACCGUCUUUUCCUUGCGUCGCUCGGGUCAACUGACGACGACGGCGAGCACACACACGCGAAAAUGACGCAGGCCGAGGACGAGACGCGUGCGCGGCAGGUGGAAGAAGCGGUGAAACGCCUCGAGGCUUCGCGCAAGAGCCUUCGCUCGCUGCUUCCCGAAGCACUCGCCGACUCGGCGCCUCGCCCGUCUGCCCCACAGCGGCGCUUCGACGCGGAGACGAAAGAGACAGGCGCGAAGCACGCAGGAUCUGUCGGUGUCCCUGCGAACUGGGAAGAAGAGGAGACGGCGGAACAGACCGGAGAAGCGGGUCAGGGGGCGGAUGCGAGUUCAGAAACCACCAAGCAAGUCGAAAUCGCGGCCUUCCGCUCGCUCUGUGAAGCUGCGAGUCUGUACGCGCCAGCGGCGACUCUUCUCAGGGAAUUUGAGAAGAAGCGCUGCGAGCAGAGCGACUCAGUCUCCCUUCUUUUCUACCGAGCCAUGGAGGCUUGCCAGGGUGCGAGGAAGGGAGAAGGACACCAGGGCGAGACAAAGGCGACACAGCGAGACGUGGCGUCUUCUCAAUCUCUCGAGGCGUUAAAGAGUUUGAUUCGGCAAACAGAGACGACUCAAAUGCGAUUGGACCAGCUUCUGAUUGCGGAGAAGGAAGCGGUUGAGUGUCUCUUUCCAGAAGCGUCUUACCAGGUUGUCCCCUCGGCGUCUUCGAUUCCGGGAGUGUUUGUGUCCCUCAACGUUGGGAACAUUCCGACCGAUCCUCUUUGCUCGCUUCUCCCUUCCGUUGUUUUGCCGCCUCUUCUGCAUGCAAAACUCUUCGUGUAUUCGCCGCCUGACAACGGCCUCUACCCUCUUCUUCCUCCUCUUGUCUGGGUACACCUUUCUCUUUGUUCGUCUUCUUCUUCUCCGUCUCCGUGCCUUGGUUUCUUGUCGUUCUUCCUGUCUCUUGCGGCCUCGCGUUUCGCCGUCACGCGUCUUCGCUCGCCGCUCUCUUCUCUUUUUCCUGCUGGUGCUUCCGCGUGUCUCUCUCCUGUCCAUCGCCUCCUGUGCCCCACGCAGCCAGCCCGCGGUUCCGCUUCGCCUCGCGCCUGCUCUUCGCUUCCCGACGAGGGCGCGCUUCUCGCGGCGCUGGAAGACGAAACGCUGCAUGCGUCGCUUCUGGACAUUUCCGCCUUUCUGCAGUCGCCUUCUCAGUUAAGCGAAGCCUUGCGGGAAGUCGACGCCUUUUUCUCUCCGCGAACGCGCACGGGCGAAGAACACCGCACGCGAGAAGCAGAGGAGACAGAGGAGAGAGAAGCGGAGCGACGUCUUGUGAGACGGUGGUGUGCGUGGCUGGGGCUGUGCGAGGCGGGGGAUCGCCACGAGCAGGCAGGCGGGGGGUGCGUUUUGAAGAGUAAAAGCCGAGACGAAGGCAAGCGCAGCGAGCGAAAAGGAGGUGCGAACGCCACAGAAGCGACCGGGAAGGCGAAGCCCGAGCCUCCAGAGCGACGAAAGCGAGACGAGAAAACAGCCGGAGAACCUGACGGACAGACGACUCACGUGCAUGCGAGCGAGAGAGGGGGAGGAGACUGCCAAGUCGCUCCCGGCCUGGCGAAUAACAGACAGGCGAGAGAGACAGAAAGACACUCCGGACGAAGAGAGCGCGGGAAGGAGGCGGGAGGCGACACAGACGUCUACCCUCUCGCGCCUGAUUUAUGCAAACAAAUCCUGGAUGGAAAAGUUGCAGAGAAGAGUAAAAGAGAAGCCCUCGAUCUGCCGGUCCGGUCCCAAGAAGACUUUCUUCACGAGUUCAUGACCGACGGGAGUCGCCGCGUGCUGGUGCUACAAGGGGAAACAGGUUCAGGAAAAACCACUCAAGUCCCCAGGAUCCUCCUCGAAUCUGCUGCGCAAUCGGCCCUCACCCAAGACUCUCCUUCUUCCUCUCCUUCUCCCUCUUCUUUCUCGCGGAACUGCUUGAUUCUGUGCAGUCAGCCGCGCCGGCUGGCGGCAGUGUCUGUCGCGGCUCGGGUGUCUGAUGAGAUGGGGACUUCUCUGGGCGACUUGGUGGGUUACCAAAUUCGUUUGGAGACGAAACUCUCGCGCCGCACAAGGCUACUCUUUUGCACCCACGGAGUGCUGCUCAGAAAAUUUCUCAGCGAUCGGAACCUGGCUGACGUCUCCGUCGUGAUCGUUGACGAAGUCCACGAACGAGCAACGGAUGUGGACCUUCUUUUGCUUCUCCUCUCAAGAGCUCUCGUCCGGAAUCCCAAGCUCAAAGUCGUCCUGAUGAGCGCCAGUGUGUCGGUCGAUUUCUUCGCCUCCUACUUUCGCCGUCUUCCCCUCGCCUCCCCUUUCCCCGUUACCGCCCAGCGCCGCCACGCUUCCUCCGCGUCCUCUCGCUCGCCUUCUGCGUGCGUUACGACGUUGCAUGUCCCUGGUCGCACGUACCCCGUGUCCAUUUUUUACGCGGACGACCUGCGGCGUUUCCUCAGCAAGGAAACCGGAAAACCGUGUGCCUGCGUCGCGUUCGCCCCCGCUUCUCUCGCGCCUUCCACCACCACGGCGCCGGUCGCGUCUGGGAGCGGCGCGGGCCCUGAACGGAGGCCUGGCUUCGCUGCUGCGGAGACAGGGACGGACCUAACGUUCUUCGCUUCCUCCUUCUCUUCCUCAUUCCUCAUCUCUCCACUGCCUCAGGUGAUUCAGUUGACAUGCGAACUCAUCCGCUUCAUCCACACGAGUCGCCCUCUGGCCCCAGGUCCAGCAGCCGACUCGGGCCGUGCAAACGGCGGGGGAGGCCGGCUGAGCGAGGCCCGAAGAAACCAGACGCAAGGACGAGGCGCAAUCCUCGUCUUCCUCAGUGGCGUCGGAGAAGUGAACAGUGCCUGUCGCGCAUGCGAAGACCUAAAUCUUCCGCUCUGGGUGCUGCCGUGCCAUGCCGCGCUCCCUCCCUCCCAGCAACAGAAAGUCUUCCAACCAGCCCCUAGAGGCCUUCGCAAAGUUGUCAUCUCCACCAACAUUGCUGAAACAUCCAUCACCAUUCCGGACGUUUCGUACGUGAUUGAUUCGGGGCUCCACAAGCAAAUGGAAUUCGAUUCGUGUCGCCGGCUGAGUCGGCUGCAAGAGCAAGCGAUUUCGAGGUCGGCGGCCCAACAGCGAUCAGGCCGAGCGGGUCGCGUGGCCGCAGGCGAGUGCUUUCGACUCUACGAAAAGCACACCUUUGAGAAAUACAUGAAACAAUGCGAGACUCCAGAGCUGCAACGCCAGCCCCUGGAAAAUGUCUGUUUGCAACUCAAGGCGAUUUUCCCCGAGGACCCGUUGGAGUGCAUUCUCGCGGAAUGCAUCGAACCUCCAUCGCAGGCCAGCAUUACCUCGGCCAUCAAAAACCUCGUGUGCCUGGGGGCUCUCCAGUGUUCGGCGUCGUCUGGGAGACAGUCGGACCGACACCCCAACGCGGCGAGCAGCGCGUCGCAAGAGCGCAUGCAGGAUCGAGAACGACUGACGAAUUUCGGUCGCAUUCUCUCGCUCUUCCCGGUGGACCUUGCCUGCGCCCGCAUGCUGAUCUACUCCGCCGCUCUCUCUUGCCUCGAAGAAAUGACGGCGCUCUGUUCCCUCAUGGCUGUGGAAGGCUCUCUCUACGUCUCCCACCUCGUCAAUCCCGACGCCUCGGCCAACAGGCAAAAGCAUUUUUCUCGGAGCCAGUCGGACUUCAUCACGAAUCUUCGGGUCUUCUUCACGUGGCGCAUGGCGCACCGAAAGGGGCGGAAAGUGGAGGAGCAUUUUGCCCAAAAGUUCGGCGUCAAUCCACAGAGCAUGCGGAACGCCGAAGAGCUCCGGAGACGCUUUUCGCGGCUGGUCGAGGAAGUCGGACUCGCCGACCUCGCUCUCGACGCGCAGGAAGCCGAGAAGAGACAGGGGCGAGCCUCGCUCAACCCGACGAGAAGCGAGGCAGACGCACGCGAAGAAGAAAUCGACAAGCGAAUCUGCGCGACGCUUCUGGAGCAAGAAACGCUGGCGGCGUCUCUCCACCCUGGGGGAAAUCUCGCAGAACGAGAGUCCUCUCUACCUGUCGAAGAGAAGGCGCGAGGCGCAAAAGAGGCGAAUCCCGAAGAAGGGAACAGCAGAAGCAUUUUCUGGCGCUUGAAGGCCUGCGUUGUGGCAGGUCUGUAUCCUCAAGUCGCUGUCGUUCGCGCGCCGAGAAAACGCUUCGUGCACGUCGCUUCCGGCACUCUUGAGAAGCCGCCCGAGCCGUGGGAGAUUAAAUUUUUCACUCGCGUGGAAGACGAUGCAUCCGCGCGAGAAGGCGAGGCUCCUGUCCCCUCUUCUGCGCAGGCGUCUCCGCAAAACCAGCUGCAACGAGUUUUCAUUCACCCCUCGAGCAUUAACUUUGGCAGCAACCGCCUCGAGACGCAGUGGGUGGCUUUCCUCGAGAAAGUGCAAACGUCCAAGCCGUUCAUCAAGGAAGUCUCGACAGUCUCUGUCUUUGCUCUCAUCCUUCUUUCUUGCUGCGAGAUCGAAGUGCUCGGAGCGCGCGGCCUGCUGCGCCUGGACGGGUGGAUCGACCUCCGGUGCCCCGGCUUGGUCGGCAGUUACAUCCGAACCCUGAAAAGCGUCUUUUCUUUGCUUCUUGACGACUGGUUUGCUCGCGUCCUGAAAAGAGGCGCGCUCCGGAACGGCCGCAGUCUACCGCGCCCAAGAAACGGCGACACAGCGAACCUGGUUUGCGCCUCUGCGGGAUCUGCUGGAUCUUCUGGCUCUGCUGCCUCUGGCCUUUCCUCUGCUUCGCACGUCUUCGGUUCCCGCGCAGGGUUGUUCGAGGGAGAGGAAGGCGAGAGACUGCGCAGAGAGCUGUCCUCCGUGGUCAAAACGCUGGUGGAAUUCGAAGGACACAAGCUGAUGGACGAGCUCAUGGAUUCUCAGGGCCGAGGCCCCAGCUGUGAGAGCAGAGAAGAAGCGAAGGAGGAGAAACCGGAAUGCCUCAGCGGCGACGAGGGCGAGGGAAUCGAAGGCGCGACCAAAACGCUUUAUGUCUCCAAUCUCCCGUCGCGCAUUUCCGUCGCGGAGAUUCGGCGAAUCUUCGACGAUGUCGCGGAGGUCCAGGACUGCCGAAUCGUCAGCAACCCCGUUACUCGCGAGUCGCGAGGCUUCGCAUUUGUGUCCUUGCGCGAUCCGUCCAAGUUGCAAGAGGCGAUUGAGCGUCUCGACGGGAAGGUGUUUCCUGGAGACUCGAAAAAACCCCUCCGAAUCGAACGCGCGAAACGCAACCGACCCCAUCAGCCCACGCCGGGAUACUACAAAGGACCGCCAGGAGCGAGUGUGAAGUACGACAAGUCGGGCCGUCUGCGCCCUGGCUUCUUGCCGUACUACGCGGUUGCGCCUGGAUCCUCGCGGGAAUUCCCUGCGCGCGCUUGCGGCCGCGGGGGUUCAAGUCGCGAGAACGGUCACCCGGCUGCGUCCUACGCCUCACGAUCCGCCGGCAGUCCUUCGCGAUUCAUGGCACGAAGCGCAGCGCCUUCCGCCUGGCUGCCUCCGAUGUACGGCUUCGCUGGUCGAGCUGAUCCGUACGCGUUUCACGGGACGCCCUACGAGUUCUUUCGCGGCGACGCCUUCUCGCGAGACCCAUGCCGACCGGGGCGCGCGAGCGAAGAGGGCGACUUUUUCCCUGGCUUCUUCGGCUCUGCGCCGUACCUGAUGGAUCCGAGAAUGGUGCCCGCCUACGAGGGCGACCGCCGAGAGCGUCUAGACCGGCGGGGCGUGCACAGAUCUGCUAGCGCAGCCAGUCGCGAGGAGUGGAACCGAGACAGAGAGUACCGAGGCAGAGAGAGGGGAAGAGACUACCGCCGCGGAGACAGCGGCAGCGACGGAUUCCUCGACGAACGGGGGCUGCCUCGAGACCGAGACGGCUACCCGGAGCGCAGAGCAGGGGGGCCGCCCUACUACGACGCCAGACUCGACGAAGUGUGA